Molecule: messenger RNA, 1169 nt
Organism: Camelina sativa (false flax)
Lineage: Eukaryota; Viridiplantae; Streptophyta; Magnoliopsida; Brassicales; Brassicaceae
Source: RefSeq, a predicted model, not a curated record
ACAUCAAAAGCUUAACUCUCUUUUUUCACUUCCAUGGAGUCUAAGAAGAAUCAAGUCCCGUUGGAGCUACUUCCAUGGUUAGUUGUCCAUAGCGAUGGAAAGAUAGAGAGACUAGCUGGAACCGAAGUUUGUCCUCCUGGUUUAGAUCAAGAAAUCCGUGUAUUGUCUAAAGAUAUCAUCAUCGAUCCCAAAACCGGUUUAUCCGCUAGAAUCUAUCGACCUGAAUCGGUUCAACCCGGUCAGAAGCUUCCUCUCGUGUUUUAUUUCCAUGGCGGUGCGUUUCUCAUCGCCUCCGCUUCGUUUCCUUGUUACCAUACCACUGUGAACAACCUCGUCGCUCAGGCUAACGUCAUCGCCGUCUCUGUCAGUUACAGACUAGCACCAGAACAUCCACUUCCUAUAGCGUACGAGGACUCAUGGACCGCGUUAAAGACAAUCCAAACGGUAAACGAGCCGUGGAUCAACGACUACGCUGACUUGGACCGUUUAUUCCUAGUCGGAGACAGCGCGGGAGCUAAUAUCUCGCACCACCUUGCAUUCCGAGCCAAACAAUCCGAUCAGACCGUUAAAAUCAAAGGCAUUGGAAUGAUCCAUCCGUAUUUUUGGGGAACACAACCUAUUAGAUCAGAGAUCAAAGACAAAGCGAGGAAACAAAUGGUGGAUGGAUGGUGGGAGUUUGUGUGUCCAUCCGAGUUAGGAUCCGAUGACCCGUGGAUAAAUCCGUUUACGGAUGGGUCACCGGAUCUUGAAGGGUUAGGGUGUGAGAGAGUGAUGAUUACUGUGGCAGAGAAAGAUAUAUUGAAAGAGAGAGGGAAGUUGUAUUAUGAAAGAUUGGUGAAGGGUGAGUGGAUAGGUAAGGUUGAGAUGAUGGAGACGAAAGGGAAAGAUCAUGUUUUUCAUAUUUUUGAGCCUGAUUGUGAUGAAGCUGUGGAGAUGACACGACGCUUGGCUCUCUUUAUUAACCAAGUCGUAGUUUGAUAUUGUUAGUUUUGGAUUUAUUUUGCCCAAAUUUAUGGGGUUAUAAAUGUUUUUAUAUUGGUGACCAAAAAAUAAUAAUAAUAAUAAAUGUUUUUACAUGUUUGUUAAUGCUGUUGUUAUUGUUUUUUUUUUCCCCAAAUUUGUGUAUUUUGAACAUUUAUCUGUGGUUUAAAGAGAGGUUUCUCUUUGUA